Messenger RNA from Zychaea mexicana, 1722 nucleotides. RefSeq lists its product as uncharacterized. The transcript has 8 exons. Lineage: Eukaryota; Fungi; Mucoromycota; Mucoromycetes; Mucorales; Lichtheimiaceae. The record is from RefSeq and is a predicted model, not a curated record. Gene Ontology annotation, cellular component: perinuclear region of cytoplasm. Bases 1 to 1722 code for a protein of 573 amino acids. Gene Ontology annotation, biological process: intracellular calcium ion homeostasis.
AUGGAUCCAUACGGGCGACCGCCACCACCACCGUUUCAAUCGCCACGUCCACCUCCUCCUGGACAACAUUUUGUUCAACCACCAGCAGGAGCACCGCACCCACCACCCAUGUCAGCAGAUUACCACGCAGCAUCUCCUGCUGCUCAAGGACACGAUCAGUUUGCGCUUUCAACAGCAUAUGACAGUGUGAAACGCGUCAUGUUGAAUCCAUAUAACAACAAUCGCAUGGAAGAAAAAGAUCUCGACGAUUUUAAAAUCAUUUUGCAAAUGAUUAUGCAAGAUUGCUCUCGAACGAACAUUGAAUCUGGCAAAACCUGGGUAUUCAAGUAUUGUUACGAACCACAACAAAUAGAAGUCAUAGCAGAUUUAUGGCUGGCCUUGUCUCAGUCGCGAAAUUCAUUUUUGGAACGACUACAUUUGAUUUAUCUCGUCAACGAUAUUCUGUUUCACAGUGUUCGGCGGCAGCAAAUGUGGAUGAAGGAAGCCAUUUUACCACGUCUAGUGCCACUCCUCAGACAAGCGUACCAUUACAGUGGCAUUUCUACCGACAUGAAAUCAAAAGUGACCAAGGUUAUUUCGAUUUGGAGCGACAAACACUUUUUUGAUCCCAAUGUCCUCGAUUCGAUAAGGAAAAAUGUUGUUAUACCUCCGCCACCACCAGCUCCACUGACUCCAUACGAUGUGAAACCGACGCCCCCUCCACCAGGAGCAGUAGGGCCACCUCUACCACCACAUCCUAAUAUGCAUCCAUCCAUGGCUCCACCAAUGCCCCCUAUGCCUUCUCCACACUUCAAUCCUGGAUUUCGACCACCAUUUCCUCCUCCUCCGGCAGGAUAUCCAUAUCCUCUUCGACCUCACAUCAGACCUCCGCCAAUGCCACCCGCUGGAGUCAUGCCACCUCAUCCACCACCAGGAAUGAACCCACAUUUACCACCCAGACCCAUGAUGAGCAUGCCUCGCCCUCCGCCACCACCUCCCGUGAUACCAGCUGCACCUCCUCAUGCGUACCCUCCAACAACUGAAUCACAAAAUCCUACCCAAAUUGAACAGACUGCUCCUGAAAAGCAGUAUUAUGAGCUCCCUGCUGGUCUCAUGCUAUCCGCUGUGCAGAUAAACGAUGACACGUACUCUGCGAUUCGCCCAUCUGAGAUUCAACAAGUAUAUUCAUAUCCAUCACCCACGGAUGAAAUGAAUCGCGCUGUGGACGACUUCUAUUGGGGGUUGGACCUACGGGAUAGAGACAAUGCUGAGGAGUUUGAAGAACAGGCAGAUAGCAAACUCGAUCGGAGCGGAUGGGAGCCAGACGGGAAAGAGAAGAACGAGAAGGACGACGGGGAAGACAACGGCGACGCAGUGAUAGUCACGAAGAGGAACGAGGAAGGUAUGGCCGUUCUUCCCGAUCAAGCAGACGUGAUCAUUCCCGCAGCAGAAGUCGAAGUCGCAGUGAUUACAGUAGUCGUAGCCGCAGUCGCAGCUACAGUCCUGAGCGUGGUCGUAGCCCCAGAAGAAGACAUAGCCGUGGAAGUCGAGGACAUCACCGGCACCAUUAUCACAGCAGAAGCCGCUCGCCUUAUAGUCGAUCUCGGAGUCGUGACAGCUACAAAUCACCGCGGUCCCGCUCCAUGUCCCCGUACCGCCGCAGAUCCAAAUCGCGUUCGGACUCUCGUUACAGAUAUCGAUCUCGCUCGAGAUCACGGUCGCCGCCACCUACACUUGGUUUAG